Molecule: messenger RNA, 1578 nt
Organism: Melampsora larici-populina 98AG31
Lineage: Eukaryota; Fungi; Basidiomycota; Pucciniomycetes; Pucciniales; Melampsoraceae
Exons: 7
Coding region: 191-1123 (310 amino acids)
Biological process (GO): transcription initiation at RNA polymerase II promoter
Cellular component (GO): transcription factor TFIIE complex
Source: RefSeq, a predicted model, not a curated record
AUCCAUCUUCAUUUAAUAUUCUCAACUCAUCCCUCAUUUACCAUCUUCCUCAACACCAAUCAAUUCUCUUGAAAUCUAAACCUUUCUCUCCGACUUAUCAACUCCAUCUUACCAAAUCAAACUUGAAUACUUUUGACUUCUUUGAUUUACAAUUCAACUCAAAUUCGAAACUUGAACAAAAGAGAAAAAAAUGGCCAACAAAUUUCCAUCAUUACCUGCCCCUAGAUUCGCUCCUCAAAAACCAUCACCAUUAAGUCAAAAAACUGUCGAUCUUAUUAAACCUGAACAACAAAUAAAAUCAACUUCUUCCUCUGCUGUUACUUCGCCAAUCGAUACAAAAACUAAAAAGAAAUCGAAGAAGAAAGUACAACCAGUUUCAGUGGCUGCUCUUGAUUCUGCUGCACCAGGAAAACAAUUUGCAACACAAAUUUUCAAACUAGUCGAUGCAUUAAAAACCAAUGGAGGACCUAUGAAUUUAUCAGAUUUAGAAGCAGUAACAGGUGUAAGAGGUUUACUUUCCGAACACACAGAUGUACCGUUCAAUCCAGACCUUUAUGAUGCAUUCAAUAAUCAUGAUCGAGUCAAUGUGACUGAAAGAGGUAUGGUAAAAUUAUGGAGUUACAGACCUGAUUACUUAAUCAGUAAUCCUCAACAAGUGCUUGAAUUACUUCAAAGGUUUUCAAGUAGGGGUGGAAUGCCCAUCGUCACCUUGAAACAAUCUUGGCCAAAUGUAAUGUCAGCAAUCACUGAGCUUGAGAACGAAGGAAAAGUUUUGGUAUUCAGAACUGAAGGUUUACCUGGUAAAGAAGGAAUGGUCAAAACCGUUUUCUAUGAUGAAUUAGGUUGUAGAGAAAACUUAGGACCUACAAGAGGUGCACUAGAUCAAGAAUUCAAAGACAUGUGGCAUUCGCUAGAAACACCACCGAUCCAUACUUUACCACAAGAAUUACAAGAAGCUGGAUUAAGUUCAUCUAAUUCAGAAAUCAUCAAACCACAUAUCGUUCAAAAGAAAUCUAAAAAGAAAGGUAAAGGUGGUAAAGUUAAAAUUACUAAUACUCAUUUGAAAGACUUGGGGAUUGAUCUUAGUAAAGAUUAUGUACCUGUGGGAUCUCAGAAAAAAUGAAAAUCGAAUUCAAACUUGAAUCUCUUGUUUUUGAAGGAUGGUGUGGAGCGUUGGUAUUUUGUGUGUUUUUGUAACAUUUCUAAAUCAUAAAAAAUAAGUGUUUCCUUUUUUUCUUUUUACAUUGUAUUUUUUUGUACAAUUAUGGAGAUUCUCUUUUAAUCCUUUUUCGCAAUUUACAAAACAGUCAGUUAUCAUGAAGUUUACAAAAUGAGUCUAUCUUUUUUAUUUAGAUUUUUCUUCAUAAAGUCAUGUUGAACAGUAGACAUGAUGAUUUGAAUUUAAAAUCUGACUAGAAUUUGAGUCUGAAUGAUCUAACACUUAUGUCAAUGAAGUCAUUUUUCUUUGUUGAAUCCUCAAGGUUUUCAAAACUCACUCUCUUCUGUUUGAUAAUUCAGUAUUCAGCUCUAUAGACUAUUGCUGAUUUUUUGAUUCAAACUUGUUGGUGAUUUUGGCCC